This is a messenger RNA of Arabidopsis arenosa, 815 nucleotides long. Lineage: Eukaryota; Viridiplantae; Streptophyta; Magnoliopsida; Brassicales; Brassicaceae. The record is from the annotation of a GenBank genome assembly.
GCUUCGGCACCAAUGAGUCGGCUCUUGCUACCUAAACUUUUCUCAAUCUCCAGAACACAGGUUCCAGCUGCAUCAUUGUUUAAUAAUCUGUACGGACGUCACAAACGUUUUGUUCAUUGGACGAGUAAGAUGUCACAAGAUAGUGUAAUAUCAUCCACAGCUGGUGGUUCUGCUUCUGGAGCUAGAACAUUUUGCUCCCUAGAAGAUUUAUUAGCCAAAAAGUGUGUGCCAUGCAAUUCCAAGGAUCUGCGCCCCAUGACCGAACAAAGUGCACAAGACCUACUUCAAAAGGUUGCUGGAUGGGAUUUGGCCAAUGACAAUGAUACAUUAAAGCUGCAUCGGUCAUGGAGGGUGAAAAGUUUUACAAAGGGGCUAGAUUUCUUCAAACGUGUAGCUGAUGUCGCUGAAUCAGAAGGUCAUCACCCAGAUUUGCAUCUGGUCGGCUGGAAUAAUGUGAAAAUCGAGAUAUGGACUCAUGCGAUAGGUGGUUUGACCGAAAACGACUUCAUUCUUGCUGCUAAGAUCAACGAGCUCCAAGUGGAAGAUCUUCUGAGGAAGAAGAAAGUUGCCAAGUGAAAUGGAAUUAAGAUGAAUCAUGCAAGCUGAAGAAACAUCUUUAAAGACUGGCUCAGAGUUUGAUAUGAACAAGCAUCUUGAGCUCAUAACUGGAAUGUGUGGGUCUUAAAACUCUUUGAAGCAUGUGACACUUAGAUCUAUGUAAGAUGAGAACAAUGUUUCAUUUGCGUUUAUGGUUCUUGUAAAGCUGUUUCCAGUCUUACGAUCUCAAAACCAAAAAAUAAAGCAGGGGCUUUAAG